This is a messenger RNA of Tigriopus californicus, 2443 nucleotides long. RefSeq names its product myogenesis-regulating glycosidase-like. Gene Ontology annotation, biological process: carbohydrate metabolic process. NCBI's taxonomy places the organism in Eukaryota, Metazoa, Arthropoda, Copepoda, Harpacticoida, Harpacticidae. The transcript has 6 exons. The record is from RefSeq and is a predicted model, not a curated record. Bases 375 to 2426 code for a protein of 683 amino acids. Gene Ontology annotation, molecular function: hydrolase activity, hydrolyzing O-glycosyl compounds.
UAUGGCUGUGCUACAUGUUUCAAAGAUGCUUGAAUAAUAAUCAAAUGUAUUUGCUCAUUUCUCACUCACACUCUUAUUUAGAUAAGUUUGAACUCGCAAAGCCGAUUGUUGUCGUUGAACUUAUCAAUUUCUACUAGCAGGAAUUGCCACCGCCUUUACAUACUGGCCCAAGUCGUCUGUCUUGCUUGUGUCCUUGGGGACAAGUAUCUUGUUCGGUCUAUCGAGAUCCUGCCCGUUACGUGAUUGCUCAAAUAUUGUAAUGGACCAGCUCUAGUGUCGAAAAAGGUACAUUGGAAACCUGGCCUUUUGUCAACACAGCGGACAAUCUUUACCGUGGACAAAGUCUCGCUGGAUUGUGAUUGAACAAGUGGGAUAUGGCACGUUUUCCCCACUCCAUAGCCGUACCUUUCGUGUUCUUGAGUGGCCUUUGUGUGGCCACUUUGGCCACUUUGGCCACUCUGGAUGAUCCCAGUUGCCGCUCGAAGAGUUCACAAACUUUGGACGAACUUACUCUUGAGGUGACAUCGGAGGGUGUCUCGGCUACCAUCUCCAACCAGCUCGAUGGUGAAAAACUGACAUGGGCUCUUGGAACGAGCUUGCCUCGUGAGCUACGAGAUCCGGAACAAUGCUCAAGUGGUAAUAUAUGUUGGCAAUGGGGCAAUCUCGCUCGAUUAUCGGUUGACAAAUCCUCUGAUGAUCAAUGCUACGAGGUGACUUGGUCGGUAAACCAAUUAAGCGCGACAAUGGAUUGUUUCAAGAUUGGCGAUGCCAAGUGGUUCACUGGAGCUGAGGAGUAUUUCCAGCAUUUCCCCAUGGAACCAGAGCAAAAUAAGCGCCCACUUGUACCCUUUUUACCUGGAGAUAUGUUACAAAACCCUCUAAAAUAUUAUGGGGGAGUCGUGGAGCCCUACUGGCUGAGCUCCAAAGGCAUUGCCAUAUCGGUUCCGGUUGGCAUUCCUCUUUUUGCCAACUGGAAUGAGGACGACACGAACGAGUUUUGUUUGGCAGCGAAAGACGAACAGCCUUACAACGUCAGAAAGAAUGUUGAUGAUCCUUUGAUCCUGAAAUAUUCCGUGUGCGUUGGAAACGACAUUAAGGCUGUUCAUGAGCACACGAUCCAAACUGUGUAUGUCCGUGCUUCUUCUAUCCCAGAUACGCGCAUGAUCACCCAUCCCAUCUGGUCUACCUGGGCUCAAUAUAAGGCCGAUAUUAACGAGAGUACGGUUUUACAAUUUGGGAAUGAGAUCAUUAAUCACGGGUUUGAGAAUUCCCAGCUGGAAAUUGACGACAACUGGGAAUCCUGUUAUGGCGACGCUACCUUCAGCACCGAUCUCAAGUUCCCUGAUCCCUCUGGGAUGGUGAGUGAUCUGAAGGCCAAGGGGUUUCGCGUGACCUUAUGGAUCCAUCCCUUCGUGAACAUUGAAUGUCUGAGUUGGACAGAUGCCACAUCUCGGGCUCAACCCUAUUUCAUUCAAGACACCAAGACCCGGCCCGUUCUCAACCAUUUGCCCGGACUGACUUAUUGGUGGCAAGGGGAUCUCGCGGGCUAUGUGGACUUUACCAAUCCCACCGCCGUAACAUGGUGGGGAGCUCGCCUGGAAAAGCUUAAAACUGAAGUGGGCAUUGAUUCGUUCAAAUUUGACGCUGGUGAAAUCAAUUGGUUUCCAUCUUCAUAUCGCCUUGGGUUUGAGUCUGAUACAAGUCUAUGGCCCGGCAUUUUCACCACAAAGUAUGCCGAGUCUGUGGCAAAUUUCGGGAACCAAAUUGAAGUCCGAGUUGGAUACAAGGCCCAACAUUUGGACAUCUUCGUUAGAAUGUUGGACAAGGACUCCAAAUGGGGAUAUGACAAUGGUCUGAAAACAAUGAUCACGACGCUCCUGCAAAUGAACUUGGCAGGUUACUCAUUUGUACUUCCUGACAUGAUCGGUGGCAAUGGAUACUCCUCUGAUCCUUUACACCAAUCUGAGCCGCCCACCAAGGAACUAUUCGUCCGAUGGCUUCAGGCUAAUGUCUUCAUGCCUGCUCUGCAAUUUUCUUUCGUCCCAUGGAUAUUUGACCAAGAGGUGGUGGAUUACUCUCGAGCAAUGGCUGAGCUCCACGCCUCAUUUGCGCCAAAAAUUGUGGAUCUGGCUAAUGAAUACGUUCUCAAUGGCUCGCCCAUAAACAGACCUAUCUGGUGGGUUGAUCCCACGGACAACAUUGCACUUGGCAUUGAUUCGGAAUUCAUGUUGGGGGAUGAAUUGCUGGUCGCACCUGUUUUGGAAGAAGGAGCUAUCAGUCGGGACAUAUACCUUCCCCAAGGAACUUGGAGAGAUGAGGCCGACCCACUGCAUCCGGUUUAUGAAGGACCCAUGUGGUUAGAUUCCUAUCCAGCCGAUUUAUGGACUUUACCCUAUUUUACUCUUGUCUCAGCCGAAAGUAAAUAAAUUGUUUUGAACAUUGG